GUUGAACGCGAUGUGGCUCAAAAAAAGAAAUACUUUGUUAUUGUAACAUACCGGACUUCGACACCUGUAUAUAUGUGUAGAAUCCUUUGGAAGACAUCCAGUUGAAAGCCGGCGCGAUUGACGGUGUCACUGUGGUGCCUAGCCUACUGUAGACUACAAUGAGGUUCGCCAAGAUUGUUGGCUAUUUGAAGCCGAUUGGGCCAAUUGUUGUCGGUAUAUCUUUGGGAUUCACGUUGAGUUUGUUAAGCGUGUCUUGGGUUGAUGACAUUUGUGACCCUUGGAAAGGAAAUUAUAUUGAAGAAAUUUCUUCUAAGGAGGGAGAUCUGAAAGCGACUAGGAAGCCCAAUUCAUUUCUAUUGGAGGAUGAUGACGAAGACGUUCAGCCACGAAUUAUAUCUUACAAACCUAUACAACAAGAAGGAAAAGCUCAAAGGCCUUUCAGGUCCAAAUAUGCCAGCACAGAGCUUGGCAUCCGAGAGAACCUCUUUGUUGGCAUUCUUACGUCCAAGAAUACCAUAAACACCAUGGGGGUGUCCGUUAAUCGCACCAUCAGCCAGCACCUGAGCAUGGUGGUGUUCUUCACCGGCAUGAACAACCACAAGGCGCCCCACGGCAUGCAGGUGGUCACCCAUGGUGACGAGCGUCCUGUCUGGAACAUGUACCAGACCAUCAAGUACAUCCUGGAGCAUUACAUCGACGAAUUCAACUGGUUCUACCUGGCGCAAGACGACACGUACACCCAGGCGGACCGCAUCAAGGCCAUAGUCCCUCACCUGAGCAUGAACCGCAAGCUGUACAUGGGCAGUCCCGAGGAGUUCAUUGGCGGCGAGAUGCAGGGCAGGUACUGUUACGGGGGCUUUGGCUACCUGAUCUCCCGGCAAUUGCUGCUCCAACUCAAGGACUCACUGGAGAGCUGUAGGAACGGCAUCCUCACAAACCGUCCGGAUGAGUGGCUGGGGAGGUGUAUCAUCGAUCACACCGGCACCAGCUGUGUGGAUGAGCAUGAGGGCCUGCUCUAUGACCGCUUUGAAAUGGGCAAAAACUCUGACCUCAGCAAAGAGCUGAGUGACCAGUUCAAAACCACCCUCACAGUCCAUCCAGUCUCAGACCCUGAGCAGAUGUACAGACUACACAAGUACUUCACUGAGAUCGAGCUGCAGACAUCUUACCAGGAGAUUGAGAAGCUGCAGGCAGAAAUAAAGAACUUCAGCGCCAUAGCUUUUGAAGGUAACCGAAGUGGUAUGUGGCCUAUCGGGGUCAAUCCCCCCUUUCAACCAAAGACCCGUUUUGAGGUCUUGAAGUGGGAGUACUUCACAGAGGACACCAUCUACUCUUGUCUGGACGGUUCGCCAAAGUGCGAGCUCCAGGGCAUCGACAAGUUGGACGUGGCCGACGUCAUUGACAUUGCUAUGGGGGAGCUGAACAAGAAGUACAAGCCAGUGCUCCACCUCAAGAAGCAGAAGCUCGUCAACGGCUACCGGCGCUUCGACCCCACCCGGGGCAUGGAGUACAUGCUGGACCUGCAGAUGGAGGUGGUCACUCAGAGGGGCCGCAGCCGUUCCAUCACUAAGCGUGUCCAGCUGGUCCGGCCCCUGAGCAACCUCGAGAUCAUCCCCAUGCCUUACGUCACCGAGGCCACCAAGGUGCACAUCAUCUUGCCUCUGGCGAAGGACGACACGAGUCGAGUGAAAUCAUUCCUGGAGGAGUACGCCUCCAACGCCUUGCAGAAGAAGGAGAACGCCGGGCUGACCGUGCUCUUCAUCUACGACUUGGUCCAGGCGCAGCACGUGCACCAGAAUGACAUCUUUGCUGACGUGAAGGCGCAGAUCACCAGGUACGAGCGCAGCUUCCCGGGGCUCAAAGUUCCCUGGAUCAGCGUCAAAACAGACAAUCCGUUCCAAAUCAAAUUCAUGGACAUCAUCUCCAAGAAGCAUCCAGUCGACACGUUGUUCUUCACCGCCACGGUCAACACUGUGGUCAACACUGAGUUUCUCAACCGCUGCCGCAUGAACUCCAUCAGCAACUGGCAGGUCUUCUUCCCCAUCCACUUCCAGGACUUCAACCCCGACAUCGCCUACCACAGGCAGGAGCGGCCGGAGACCAUCGACCUCGUCAGAGACGCGGGCCACUUCGACCGCAACGACUUCGCCGAGGCCUGCUUCUACAACUCCGACUACAUGGCCACGCGGAAUCUGAUGACCCCCGACCUGCAGGAGAACGAGGACCUCCUGGAGACCCUGGACAUCUACGAGAUGUUUGUCAAGUACUCGGGCCUGCACGUGUUCCGUGCCAUCGAGCCGGCGCUGCACCAGAAGCACGUACACCAGACGUGCAACCCACACCUCAGUGAGGACAUCUACCACCGCUGCAUCCAGGGCAACCUGGAGGGGUUGGGCUCGCGGUCCCAGCUGGCUAUGGUCCUGUUUGAGCAGGAGCAAGGGAACAGCACUUAGCUUGCCCCCUGUAAAACUCGCCUGGAGUGGUUUACACCCUUUUUUUAAUGAACUGUGGCUGCACAUUCCUCAAGGAGUCUGCUAGCAUUUUGUCAUUCAUUUUUAUUUACAGCAAACCAAAUGAGCAGCUAGGACUUACUGCUGCUGGUAUCUUUGACAAGGAAGCUCUGUGGUUAGGUUUUCAUUGUUCUGAUAUUGGACAUUGCACCACUUCUUCACUUAUCUUCCACUUUUAAGGACAUGACUCUUACACAAACAGGGUAUAGUCACUCAGAAUCAUCAAUCAGUAGGCACUCCUUAACUGUUCACUACCAAUGUACUUUGAGAAUGAGUGACUGUCAUGGACUUUUUUACAUGCUUUAACUUCGAUAUCCACAUUUUGUUUCCGUGGUGUUGUUUUAAAGGUCAAAUUGAUGAUUUUUAUUUAAAUUAUUUAAAACUCAUUACUACAUAAAGGUCACAGACAAGGGCCCAAAUUUGAGGAUGGAAACAUGGCAGAAGUUGUGGGUGAAUUGUACGUCCAAAUGUCUGUAACAUGAAAGCAGGCUCUUGGUUUUCCACCAUGCUCUCAUGCACAUUAAUUUGACAUUUCCUUGGAAAUGAAUCAAAAGCACCACAGUUAUCUAUCUAAUUAUCCAUUUUCAUUUCACAAUAUUAAGAUAAUGUCAGGUGUUGUUGCGCAAUUAAUGUAAUGUUUCCAGCCUCAGAAGACAGCCUUUCAUGUUUUGCAAGUGUGAGGAAACUUGAAUAAUGUUUUAACUAAAAAUGGUCAAAAUUCUUUAUCUGACUAUAAUGAAUUGUUAGGGAAUAGUGCACACCGGACAGUGCCUUGUGAGCUAAGAAGGUACCGUGUAAAAAUCAGUUAUGCUGAGCAGAUUAGACAGCAUCUGUCAUAGAGUGCCAAUGGUGAGAAAGUUGUCAUUGUCGUCACUGCACUGUUUUUGUCAAAUCAAUCUCUGGAAGAUAGCAAACAUCAAGUGCUUCACUGGUUGAAAUCUUGCACUAAGAAUUUUAUGGUGGAGUUGUAAGUUACUGAAGCUUUCUUCUUUUGCACA
This is a messenger RNA of Sardina pilchardus (European sardine), 3508 nucleotides long. It is a transcript of the gene chpfa, whose product is annotated as chondroitin polymerizing factor a. Gene Ontology annotation, cellular component: Golgi cisterna membrane. The coding region runs from base 159 to 2453 and encodes 764 amino acids. Lineage: Eukaryota; Metazoa; Chordata; Actinopteri; Clupeiformes; Clupeidae. The transcript has 4 exons. Gene Ontology annotation, molecular function: glucuronosyl-N-acetylgalactosaminyl-proteoglycan 4-beta-N-acetylgalactosaminyltransferase activity. The record is from RefSeq and is a predicted model, not a curated record.